AGCGCUUUUGGUUUUGCCCCAGGCUGUGCCACGCGACCCAUUUUUUUCCGCACCUCGCACUCAUGGCGUCCCUCUUGGUGCUGCUCGCAACCCCCUUCCUGGUGGCAGCUGAGGGCGGCAAUCUCCGGGGCUUCUUUGACACCACCUGCACCGGCACCGGCACCUUCCCCGAGGGCGCCCCCCUCUGCUAUGGCGGACAACUGCUGGUCCAGAAGUUCGCCAUCAAGGUGCUCAGCCACACGGCCACCUCCGGGGUUGUUGACAUGUCAAUGAAGGGCCCUACCACUGCGGCGUGCAGCGGGGCGGAGUUUGAGAGCAACGACAAUGCCAUUACCAUCACCAACGAGAACGGGUGUGAUCUGUCAGACUCCGAAUACACCGUGAAGUACUGCCCUGACCAAGAUCACUUCAUCAUCAACCUCGUGAAGCCGGUGAAUGUGGAAGUUGUGCUCGACAGCCAGUCCUGCGAAGCCGACAAGGAAUUCGUGCCGUGAGCGCAAGUGGAAUUCAUGCACUUUCAUGAUCCAGACCCUGGCCUCUGAGUGACCAAUGCGAUAGGUGUGUUUUGGUUGCUGUUUGUUUCU
This is a messenger RNA of Effrenium voratum, 584 nucleotides long. NCBI's taxonomy places the organism in Eukaryota, Dinophyceae, Suessiales, Symbiodiniaceae. The record is from the annotation of a GenBank genome assembly.